AUUAUAAAUUCAAGGUGUUGUUCUUCUCAUAACACACAUUGUGUGUUUAACAAUAAAAUUUCUUUUGUCUCCAAAAUAUUUUAUCUCCUUCAAUUUAAUUUCUCAACACAAACAAUGUCUGAAAGAAAACCAUGGACAAUAGAAGAAAAUCAAAAGUUUGAAAAUAUCGUAUUUACUAUUCCGCUGGACGAUCCUAAUCGCUAUGAAAAGAUGGCGGCGCAAAUGAACAAUGGGAGGACGGUUGAAGAAUUGAAAGAAUGGACUGAACUCUUGGAGAGGGAUUUGGUGACCAUUAUGAAUGGCACAUAUGUCCACCAUGGCAUAUAUGUCUAUCAUGCAUCUGCUGCCGCUGGAACGUCCUCUACUACCGCAGCGGUGGUGGUGGCUGCAAAGGAGGAAGACAAAUCACCUUCGACUUAGAUUGACUAGGGGAUUAAACCACUGGCGGGACAGGACCGGGGAAGAAUAAGAAGGGGAAAUUAGUUUUAUCGUUGCUCAUCUAGGCCUAGCUAGUUUAUUCAAAUAAUCUGUGUAUUGUUUUUUCUUUUGUGUGAUCUAUGUUGCCUAGGUACGGGUACAGUACCGGU
Molecule: messenger RNA, 587 nt
Organism: Trifolium pratense (red clover)
Lineage: Eukaryota; Viridiplantae; Streptophyta; Magnoliopsida; Fabales; Fabaceae
Product: protein RADIALIS-like 3
Exons: 2
Coding region: 115-420 (101 amino acids)
Source: RefSeq, a predicted model, not a curated record